Messenger RNA from Tripterygium wilfordii, 1867 nucleotides. RefSeq lists its product as uncharacterized. The coding region runs from base 73 to 1686 and encodes 537 amino acids. The transcript is spliced from 5 exons. The record is from RefSeq and is a predicted model, not a curated record. NCBI's taxonomy places the organism in Eukaryota, Viridiplantae, Streptophyta, Magnoliopsida, Celastrales, Celastraceae.
UCCAUUCGGCUUCCCUUUCCCUCUAUCCUUCCACCAUCAGAUUUUUUCGCGUGACUUCUUGUUCCAUGGACAAUGGAGUCUGCUACAGAGAAUCCCUCGCCGACUCAGAUGAACGGCCUAGAUUCCCCGAUUAGUCCUCGGAUUUCUGAUCAUGAUCUCCUAUCCGAGCUCGAAUCUCUUCGCGAAUGCCACCGUAGCCUCCAAUCGAGAUCAUCGGCUAUGGAGGAAAACCUCGUACUCUUGAAGCACCAGAGAGAUGAAGCAGUAGAAAGGAGUGAUGAACUAGCCAAAGAGAUCGAUCAAAUCUCUCGCGAAAGAGACGCUCUUCGUGGUCAAAUCGAUGAGCGCGAACUCUCUGCCAAGGAAAAAGAGGACGAAUCCGCGAGAAGAAUGAGUGAUGAGAUGUCAAGAAAAGAGGAGUUUAACAGCGAGUUGGAUGCUUCAAGAGGGAGAACAGAACAAUUGGAGAAGGAACUAAAAGAAGCGAAAGGGAAGAAUGAUUUUCUUUUGGAAUGUACAGAAUCGGUACAGUUUGUGAAGCAUUGUUUGGUGAAGCUGAUUGAGGGCGUCGAUGAUGAUGGAAACGUGUUUGAUGGAGAAAAUAACGAGAGUUUUCAACCGGAAUUAGAUGAUUUGAGCGCAUUUUGGGAACAAUUGGAGGCAUUGAAACAGUUGGCUGGUGAGGCAGAGUCACAAGUGAAAGAGUAUAAGGAGAAAAGGAAGAAGGAGAAGAAAGAAUUGGAGAAUAGUGUGGUGAGCUUGACAGAAGAGAAUCGUGAUAUCAAUAGCUUGCUAAGGAUUGCCCUGGUAGAGAAGGAGGCAGUGGAGAGGAAGUUAAAGGGGAAUAGUGAACACAAGAGGGUGGCAUUGCUGCAGAUUGCAGAGCGAGGGUUGCAGAGAGUUGGAUUCGGGUUCAUGAUGGGAAGUGGGAGCAAUGAGCAACAGAUGGACAGUUCGUGGGCUAAUACUGCAGAAAAUAAAUCUGAUAGUGGGGAGAGUGAAGAGGAGGCUGCAAGUCUGGCCUCCACGGUUGAGAAAAUAAUGAAGAAUUUGCGGCUUGAAAUCACUCAACUAAGAAGAUCUCUGGAGGAAUCUAGGUCAGACACUGAGCGAUUACAAAGUCUUGUAGAGAAACAAGGUAAAGAUCUUGCUGAUAACACAAUGUAUGUUAAAGAGUUGGAAGGGAGAGAGAGGGUACUGGCUCAAAACGUUGAGGAACUCCUAAUGGAAAUAAAUGAAUCUGAAGCAGAGGUUGUUAGAUGGAGGGAAGCUUGUGAGUUGGAAGUUGAGGCUGGAAAAAAGGAGAUUGGCGAACGGGACAAAUUGGUAAAAAUUGACAUCCUGAAGCAAGAGCUGGAGAAAACAAAGGCUGCUUUGGAGAUUUCAAAUGGCAAGUUGAAUCUGAAAGAGGAACUUGCAGCUGCUGCAAUGGCUGCCCAGGCAGCAGCUGAGAGGUCUCUUCAGCUUGCUGACAGUAGGGUUGCUGGACUUCGUACUCGGAUUGAGGAGCUAACCAGACAAUCAGAAGAAGCAGAGAAUAGAGAGCGGAGCCGCUAUAAAGUGAGGCACAUGUGCUGGCCGUGGCGAUUUAUCAAAGUGAACCCGUCCAGUAAUGCAAGCUAUAGAAUUCGUAAUAUUAGGUGGAUGCUACCAGAAAUGCAAAGCUUGGUUCGCAAUAGCGGGUGACAAAUCAUCUUAGGAAUGUCUGCUUGAUAUGUGUGAGGAUGACACUCCAUUCUUCCUUUCCUGUUUCCUUUUUCAAUAUUUUCUUUUCCUUGUUUAUUUUUUAUCUGCUCUUCUUUACCUUUAUUUUUCAUGUCAACCAAUGCAAUUUCCAAAAAAUAACAAAUACCCUUCUUUUCUAUUU